AAGCUGCUGAUUCAUAACAUAAAUUAUUCAAUAAUGGAGUUCCAAUCGUCUGGGUUCAAUCUCAGUACGAAACUUGCGAAAAACCUUUGGCUAAACGAAUCCAAGGACACGAACUUGGUGUUCUCGUCGUUUUCGAUCUCCACUGUAUUAGGUUUAUUAGCUUCUGGUGCAACAGGCGAAACCCUAAAGCAGAUAUGAGAGUUCCUUAAUUUCAAAACUCUCGCCGAACUUAACUCUGCUACCUCGACUCACUGAGCACUCUGAAUGAUGAACAACGCGGAGGAGGACCUAAACUAAGUUCAGCCAAUAGUGUGUGGAUCGAUCAGUCAUACACUCUAAAACCUUCCUUCAGCGAAACUGCAAGUUCAAUCUAUAAAGCCGAUGUUAAGGUUCUCGAUUUCCAAACUAAGGCAGAUGAAGCCGCGGGGGAGGUGAACGAAUGGGUUGAGAAUAAGACUAAUGGAUUAAUCAAGGAUAUCCUUAGCUAAGGACUUAGUUCAAUCGAUGAAUGUACAAUUCUUAUGUUGGUGAAUGCAUUGUACUUUAAAGGAUUAUGGCAAAGACACAUUUGAUAUAUCUAAAACAAAAGAUUCAGAAUUCUAUCUUCUUGACGGAAGCUCAAUCCCACAAGUCCCUUUCAUGACUAACGAUGAGAUGCAACAUGUUUGUUGUUACCAAGGAUUCAAAGUUCUUCAACUCCCAUUCAGUACACAAUACAAAACCCAUUAUGGCGGGGAUGAGGAGGAUGCUUCUUUUGAAAAGAGCUAUGAUGAUGUUGCUGCUGACACACAGUUGUCUAUGUAUAUUAUUUUACCUGAUAACCGAGAUGGCCUUGGUGAUUUGAUGGAGAAGGUAAGCUCAGAUCCAGAUGGUUUCUUGCACAGUCAUCUUCCACUAAUAAACCGACCAAGAGUUCGGAUGGGAGAAUUCUGGAUCCCCAAGUUCAAGAUAUCAUUUGAUUUUGAGGCAUCAAGAGUUCUCAAGGAGUUGGGAGUGGUUUUUCCUUUUGAUCCCGACAAAAGUGAGCUCUCUGAGAUGGUGACUGUUAUUACUGGAAGCCAACUUGAUCGACCCAGAAAAAGAAACAAAAGUACUGGAGGAAAUGUGUUUGUUUCCAAAGCCAUCCACAAGUGUUUUGUAGAGGUUGACGAAGGAGGCACUACAGCUGCUGCUGCUACUUCAUUCGAUGAUUGGGAAGAAUUGUGUAAUAUAGAUUUUGAAGAUGAGGAUGAUCUCCCAGAACCUGUAGACUUUGUAGCGGAUCAUCCAUUCAUGUUCUUGAUCAGAGACGAUAAGUGUGGGGUAGUGUUGUCCGCAGGAUAUGUCUUGAACCCAUUGUUAACGGACGAGUGAUGUUUAUAGCAUGACAUGCAGUGGCGAUUUAGCGUUAGUCCAUGGUAAAAGCAUCUUUCAGGUUUUCAAUUUUACAUUCAUCUGCCUUGGCUUGUUUGAGCCAAAUCAUUAUUUAGUUAAAUUACCUCUCUAUUGAAACAAAUAUUCACUUGGUUUCAACUGUUUUUCCCUUUUGAGAAGUCUACCGCAUA
Papaver somniferum (opium poppy) is the source of this 1544-nucleotide messenger RNA. Its product is annotated as serpin-ZXA-like. The record is from RefSeq and is a predicted model, not a curated record. NCBI's taxonomy places the organism in Eukaryota, Viridiplantae, Streptophyta, Magnoliopsida, Ranunculales, Papaveraceae. The transcript has 2 exons. Gene Ontology annotation, molecular function: serine-type endopeptidase inhibitor activity. Bases 532 to 1353 code for a protein of 273 amino acids.